AUGAGGACGAGAAGUCUGAUUUUUACCUUGGGACUAUGCUGCAUUACGAGCCUCGCGUCCCCUACUCAGAUUGUACUGGGCUCAUCACUGGUUGAACUUCAACCUGUCCCCAGGAAGCUUCACGGUCGGUUUCUGCACAUCACAGACAUCCACCCCGAUCCGUUUUAUGAACCUGGUGCAUCCCGAGCCUCUGCAUGCCAUCGAUCCAAUCUCAAGGACAAACGUCCGGCAGGUUACUACGGAGCACCAUAUGGCUCGUGCGACUCACCAUUCCGCCUCACGAAUUUCACGCUUGACUUUUUGGAUGAACACUGGACCUCUGAAAUCGAUUUUGUAAUUUGGACUGGUGAUAAUGCAAGACACGAUAACGAUCACGACAUACCACGACCACUCGACGAAAUUUAUGACUUGAAUCGCGCUGUAGCUAAGAAGAUGGAGCAUGUAUUUUUAAGGAAAGGCAUCCCAGUCGUGCCAAGUUUAGGUGUAGGAGGAUGUCGUUAUGCCGAUCCAAAGGACCCUGGAAACAUCCACCUUGAUUGGCUUGAAGAACAGCUGGAAGCAUUUCGAUCUCGACAGAUGCAGGUGUGGAUUACAGGACAUGUACCUCCAUCUGAAAAGAUGUACUUUCCCGAAUGCUACUACCGUUUCGCAGAGUUGAACCUACGAUUCCAAGACACGAUUUUGGGUAAUUUGUAUGGGCACUUAAACGUUGACCACUUCUCUUUCCUGGACGCUGAUGAAAUCGACAUGUCUAUGAAGACUUCGUCAAGCAGAACACUCUUUCAGACGCUCAUCUCUGAGUUUUCGGAGAUACCGGAACCCCUUGAGGACACUCACUACGACAACUAUGCAGUGGUGAACACUAACGCUGCCGUUGUACCAAAUCCUUACAUUCCAUCCUUCCGAAUUUUUACGUAUAACACCACUGGACUGUCAGGAUUCGUGAAGGAUAUCGGCUCUGGUCCAUAUCUUCAAACGAUGAAGGCCACUCAGCGGCGACGUGCCUCGAACCAUGGGCAAGUUCGCACAUCCAAGAAACCGAAGUGUGAACGCAAGAAGUCCCGUAACACGUGGAGGUGCCACUUUGACAAACCCUGGCACUCUGAUAGCGAGUCGCCAUCAAGACACAACUCGUUGUGGUCGCCUCUAGGGUUCGCACAGUUUUACAUGCCAAGGUUGGCAGAGUUCGAUCAGACCCAUGAUCCAGAGUUCGAACUCGAGUACAUGACCUUCCCUCUUUCAAAAUUGCAUCCCGACGAGGAAGCACAUAAUAUCACGAAUCAUCAAUAUGUUAUUCCUCUUCAGCUUCUGCCAGAAGAACUUCGCCAACCUGGUGCUGUGGAGUCAGAGUACACGCCUUAUGAGUUGAAUGACUUGACCAUCCCAUCGUGGUUGGAUUUUGCCACGAGGCUUACGAAGAACAAGGAACUUCGAUCAAGGUUCAAGAAGUUCAUGUAUAUGGGUGGGGUGGAGGAAUGA
This is a messenger RNA of Suillus subaureus, 1479 nucleotides long. RefSeq lists its product as uncharacterized. Gene Ontology annotation, biological process: polyphosphate catabolic process. The record is from RefSeq and is a predicted model, not a curated record. The transcript has 12 exons. Gene Ontology annotation, cellular component: fungal-type vacuole. Gene Ontology annotation, molecular function: endopolyphosphatase activity; exopolyphosphatase activity. NCBI's taxonomy places the organism in Eukaryota, Fungi, Basidiomycota, Agaricomycetes, Boletales, Suillaceae. The coding region runs from base 1 to 1479 and encodes 492 amino acids.